AUGUCUCAUGAUAAUUACGAAUUGCCCUCUAUAUAUACAAGAAAACCGGACAACACUACUCACUAUGACUCGGAGGACGAAGAAGAGGAAAUAAAUAUCGGGGGAAACCAUGUCAUGUCGUCGACUUCUGCUUUGCCAGCGAGACGCAAUGCUUUCCGAGACAUUCAUGUGGAAGACAAUCGAUUAGCAUGGUUAUUGUUGGGAACAGCACUAUCGAUAUUAAUUAUGACAGUAGUUCCUGUUCUAAGCGAUAUCCCAAAUAUCACUCCUUGGUUUCCCGGGGAUUCUUUGUUUCGCUUCUUUGACCCAAUUAUAACUUUACCCUUAAAUUUGUUUAUUAUAACCAGAGCUGAUGUUAUGACAAGUGGAAGGUCGAAUUAUUGGGGGUCUCUAAGCGAGGCAAGUGUUGUAUGGUUAUUGUGGUCAUUUGGUGCUGCACUUUACGUCCAAUUUCACGGAGUUCAUACAGCCAGUGCAAUGUUCAAGCAUCCUAUACAAGAUUUUAAUUUGGCUCAUCCCGAUUUGGUGGCCCAAUACCCAGUGUUAUACGAAAUGUACUCAAACAUGAGAGAUUUAUGGGAGCACUAUAUCGCACAUUAUUUAUACGCGGGGGGUGCCAUGAUGAUGAGCUGGGUUCAGUUAUUUGCCUUCAGAAACCAAGUGCAUGGUCCAUUACCAACUACGACAAAAGUAAUUUGGUGUAUUGGAAGUAUCUUAUAUGGCGUAUUAUUAGCAGGCGUGGCAAUUGAAUUUCCUCAAGGAUUGAUUGUCGGAUUAGUGUAUACUAUUGUACUUGGAACCGAGCUUGCGUUUUAG
Molecule: messenger RNA, 816 nt
Organism: Mucor mucedo
Lineage: Eukaryota; Fungi; Mucoromycota; Mucoromycetes; Mucorales; Mucoraceae
Exons: 4
Coding region: 1-816 (271 amino acids)
Source: RefSeq, a predicted model, not a curated record